Molecule: messenger RNA, 959 nt
Organism: Xylona heveae TC161
Lineage: Eukaryota; Fungi; Ascomycota; Xylonomycetes; Xylonales; Xylonaceae
Exons: 4
Coding region: 193-459 (88 amino acids)
Source: RefSeq, a predicted model, not a curated record
AUUUCAAUUAUUUUUUCGAUUCUAAGCUCUAGUAUCAUCACGCGUAGUAUAUUUAUUCUAUAGUUGGGUUUUAUCUGGCUUUCAUCAGAGCUUGACCUAGUGUUCGGAUUUGGACUUGAAAGUUCUACCUGGUGUUGGCUCUACAUAUCGUCGUGGAAUAAACAAACAUUCUGCCUUGAUAAAUACGACAUCAUGCCUACACAACUCGACCGGGCACUACAGUCGAAGGGUCUUUUCGUCGCAUUUACUGGCCUUGUGACAGCCGUUGCAGCAUGGUCCAUUUGGGGCAGUGAUAUAUUCCCAGCAGAAUCUGAUCCCAAAGGAAAUCCGGAGGAUUGGACCACAACUGAACUCAGAAGAUGGCUUGAAGCGAGGAAGCUUCACCCUGAUGCUCGAGCAACUCGAGAAGAGCUGAUUGAGAGGGUGAAAGCCAAUAUGCGAACGCCACCUCGACCUUGAGAUUCUUCUCUUCUAUUGUGGCUUGUUAGAAUUCAGCUUGUUGGAGCGCUUCGCGGCCGCUUUUCAACUUUUGCCACAUUGCGUGUGAACCGAAAAGCCAACCGGGUUUCAUGGCGUGGUAGAAACGGACAUUUCUUUGGCCCUAUUCAUUUUGCAAGCAUCAUUCCUUUGCGUUUUAGGGAGCGUGGGUAUAACACUGGAAAUCGGACGUCAAUCACCUAACACCCCAGCUUGUUGUUUACGGUGGCACACCCUCCUUGGGUUUAUAUAUCCAAUCUCACUUGCAGGAAUAUCAUACUGUAUAGCCUCGUUUUGAAGUAUUUUGUUGAAUAAUUGUUAUCAAAGGGUAUAUAUGUCUUGUUUCAAAGUAUAUCAAAUUUCAGACUUUUGGGACCAUUUCCGUUUCUUUUUAUACCCUUAAUAAAGAAACCCCACAACUCCAGUGCCAUCUAAACCUUUCGAAGAAAAAUGCAAUCGCUGAAAAUGCCAAUAAUCUCCUG